Molecule: messenger RNA, 3214 nt
Organism: Dermacentor albipictus
Lineage: Eukaryota; Metazoa; Arthropoda; Arachnida; Ixodida; Ixodidae
Cellular component (GO): membrane
Source: RefSeq, a predicted model, not a curated record
CAGAAGCUACUGUGACGAAAAAGCAGAAGAAGUGAACGUGUCAUCGUGCGGAGCGUGCUAGCUGACCUGCGCGUGAAAGAAACGUCAGCGGCCUUCAGAAUCUGACGACGAAGCACUCGCUGACGUCCUCACCUGGUUGCCCGAUCUCACGCAAGGAAUAGCCACUCGCAUGACUCAUGAGAGGCGCUCAUUAUUUACACGUAUACGGCUUGAUUUUCGUCGCCCGUCUACUCUCGCCAAUUUCUGCGACGCCUCUGCACUGUUACCCACGUUCAAGGAAAACCAGCGGAGGUUGCUUUGAGUCACACGUCAUUCCUAACCAGCAUGCUGACACCACUGCAACCUUCCGGCGGCCCAUCGUCGUCAUUUCUCAAGAUUCACUUUUUGUUGUUACACGGCUCAUUCGCCAGCGUGAAGCCGUUCGAGGGCUUGUUCGCCAUCUGGCUGGGCGCCUCACCUACGGUGAUCGGCCUCGUAACCUUCGCGGUGUGCGUGCUGAGGUUGCCGUUGAAGGUCGUCAUCUGCCUGCUGGCCGACGUGCGCUACAACAUCUGUAUACUGAUCGCGCUAGCCGCUUUCGCCGAGGGCUCCCUGAGCUUGUACAUGAGCUUCAUGCGGCCCACACACACGCGGCGUACGCAUGUCGUCGAGUUGAGCACCAACUACUCGAACGCCGCGGGCUCGCGGAUCAUCUGCUUCCCGCUCCGGCUGAAGGACAUGCCGAGCGGGUUGGGCGCCUCGGAGCUGACGUGCCGGCUUAGCUGCGGCUGCACCGACGACCCGGCCAAGUACCCGACCAUAAACAGCGUACUGAACAGUAGUUUCCUCUACGAGCACCAGGGGCGCUGCAUGUCGUCGCGGAGCUUCGACGAACUGCUCCGGGACUACUACUGCGAGAUAUCCAACGAGUACGCGUGCCGGAUGCAGUGCAGGCCCGCGGACGAUGCGCUCUCGGGAGGCGCUCUCUGGAACUACGCCGCGGCGUACGCGCUCUCGGGCCUUGCCAUGUCCUCGAUGACACCGCUCUCGGACGCCGCGGCCUUCUUGGUCAUUGACAGGACCGGGAAAGAGCUGGCCGCGGUGUACAGCAGCUACCGACUCUGGGGCGCCGUGGGAUCGGGAGUCGUGGCCGUGGCCGCGGGCUACGCGAACGAGCGCAGCGGCGACUCGUUCGGAGCCCUGGACUUCACGUCGGGCUUCUACAUCAACGCCAGCCUCAGCACGCUGGACAUGAUCACCAUCCUGUACGUGGCGAUUCCGCGCCGAAUGCGCAGGGAAGAGUACGUGGAGGCCGUCGACUCGCUACUCGCCUCGCCGCGCAGCGUGCUGCUCCUGGUCACGCUGUUCGUGGUCGGCUUCCUCUCGCCUGUCUGCUCGCUGCUGGGUUUCGUCUACCUCCAGGACCUCGGUGCCGGCCAUACGCUCGUGGGCAUCGUGGUCGCGGCGCAGUGCCUCCUGGGCCAGCUGCUGUCCCUGUCGGCGGCGGAGGUGUUCUUCAAGCGGCUCGGGCAGGGCGUCGUACUGAGCGUCACUCUGGGAGCGAGCGCGGUCCGCUGCUUGGCGUUCGCGUUGGCGCAGAGCACGUGGCACGUGAUCCCCGCCGAGCUGGCCUACGGCUUCUGGUACGGCCUGUUCUGCGCCUCCAGCGCGGCCUACGCCUGCAACGAGGCCCAUCUCGUGGCGCAGGCGACGGUGCAGUGCAUUCUGGGGGUCGCCCUCGAAGAAUUCGGAGCCGGACUAGGCAGCCUCGUCGGCGGACUCUGCUUCACUCAUGUUGGGCGAAGGCAGACCUAUCUGUACUUUCUCGCGAUCUCGCUGGCCUACACCCUCCUGCACAUUACACUGGAGAUGUACAUCGCUUCGAUCGAAAAGCCAGCUGGGAAAAGCGACCAGGUCACGUCCCCUUGGAAGACGCCCACUCCCUGCGUACGCUCGGUUACGGCUGAGCAGUGCACGGACCGGAUGACGCUGGAGAUCUCGGAGAUACACGACCACGCAGGCAUCAUGGCUACGGAAACUGGCUCGCACGCGGCCCCGGGCCACCCCUACCUCGACGCGUCUACGGCCAAUAGUGCCGGGGUCAGCGUGGCUCCCAGCCAGCUCACCCUGGCGUUCCCGCAAGCCAGAACGGAAGACGACGCCUCGCACCAGGAGUACCUGAGGGACAUGAUGGGCAAGCCGGAAACCCCACCCGACGGCGACCAGCCCGGCCACCACGACGAUGGCGCUGCGCCCCAGCCACCCGAGGGCGCGAACUGCCAUGAGCAGCCGCCACAGGGUCCCCCAGCGGUCGACGAGAAGACCGCGCACGUCCUGCGCGUACCGGCCACCGACGUGGGCACCUCCGCGGUCGGCGGCGGCAAGGACGUCUUGAGCACGGACGGGCAAAGCAGCCCGCGUCCCUGCGCCGCCGAGGUUGCGAGCUCGAAUAACGCGCCGCUGAAGUACAGCGGCUUGGACGGUCACAAGGAGACCGAACGCUCGUCCAACGGGCAGCAUUCCAGGCAGAAAAAGUCGAAGCGCCGCAAGACCAAGGGCGUCGACAAGACUGAGCGCCGGAAGAAGAAAUCCUUCCGCGAGGAAGGGAACCGAGAACCACAGCACAGGAAGCAGCCGGCGCCCGAGUUUUACAGCCCUCAGCACAAAUCCGGAAAAGGGGGCUCCAAGGAAGAAAGUAGCGCGGCGGCGAACACCGACCGGAAAAAACAUUAGUCGUUAGAUAUAUAUUUUUUAAUCACCUGAUCUGUACAUAGUAUUGAAUGCUCUUGCUGUAUACGUUGCUUAUACUGUAUAUGAGAUACACGCCAUGUCAACUUCGUACUGCAGCGGUGUCCCUCGUUGGCGAUCUGUAUACGCCAGGCGAACGGCUAAUGGGCAUUUGUUGCGUAUGACUUGCGAGUGGCGAGCGAAGGCCUACGAACUGAAACACUCGAAAAUUGGUGCCGGUUGCACGCGCGACAUGGUUAGCCUGGUGUGCGAGUAGAAAAGAACGCAAACGUUGCGCUUUCUGCGUCGGGAGUGACGCAGCACUUCGUCUGUCUACGUGCGCGUGCAUGUGCCGAGAUGGAAAUCUUUUGAGAAUGCGUCGUCCAUUAGAUUGUCUUUGUUAUCUGUAUAGCUGCGUUUAGCAACGAAGCCUGCUCAUUUUCUAUCGUGUGCAACUGCUAGGCCUAUUUUACAGCUGUUACUUUAAUAAACAAUUGAGUUCUUUGCA